GUUUCAGUCCAGAGCUAUAUAAGUCAAGAAGGCAGUAUCGGCCGGCGAGAGCUCCAGGCGCUCCCCACCUAUGCGGCUAUGCUGCGCGUCGUCGUCUCCACCCUCCCCACUCUCCGCCCGCUCCUCCGGCGUGGGCCUCUGCUAAACCAUAAACCCCUGCUCCGCUCGCGGCUUCAGCCGUGGCCGUUCCGCGCGCUCUCGUCGCCUGCCGCCGCCGCCGCCGCUAGCGCGCCCAGCGCCUCAGUGAAGGGGGAGGACGUUGCGUUGGAGGAGCACCUUACGCGGUGCGCGGCGGCAGGCAGGGCACCGUUGCGGGUGGCGGUGCUGGUGAGCGGCGGGGUGGACAGCAGCGUCGCGCUCCGCCUCCUCCACGCCGCGGGCCAUCACUGCACCGCGUUCUACCUGAAGAUUUGGUUCCAGGAAGAUUUCAGGAACUUUUGGUCCGAGUGCCCAUGGGACGAGGAUUUAAAAUAUGCGCAAGCUGUUUGUGACAAGAUUGAUGUGCCAUUGGAGGUGGUCCAUCUAUCCGACGAAUACUGGAACUAUGUGGUGUCACAUAUGAUCAAUGAGUAUCGCUGUGGUCGUACACCAAAUCCUGAUGUUCUGUGCAACACGAGAAUAAAGUUUGGGGCUUUCUUAGAAGCUAUUGAAAAUUUGGGAUUUGACUACAUAGCUUCAGGGCAUUAUGCACACGUAGUACAUCCUUCCACUGAAAAUACUGAAGCGCCAUCCAUACUGCAAUUAUCAAAGGACAAGGUCAAAGAUCAAACCUAUUUCCUCUCACAUCUAUCUCAACCUCAGCUUAGAAGGCUUCUUUUCCCACUAGGAUGUAUUACAAAGGACGAGGUUCGCAGACUGGCUACUCAAAUGGGCCUUCCUAACCAAGGUAGGAAGGACUCACAGGGGAUAUGCUUUCUUGGAAAGGUCAAGUUUAGUGAGUUUGUUGAAAGACAUAUAGGAGAAAUGGAAGGAAUCAUACUGGAAGCCGAGUCUGGAGAUUACUUAGGGAAACACCGUGGGUUUUGGUUCUAUACAAUUGGUCAGCGGCAAGGAUUACGGCUUCCUGGAGGACCUUGGUAUGUUGUAGAGAAAGAUGUUCAAAACAAUGUGGUUUUUGUAUCAAGGAAUUACUAUUCAUUGGAUAAGCGGAGGCGCACAUUUCGUGUUGGAUCACUAAACUGGUUUGACAGUUCUGGGCCUGGAAACAACGAGCAACUUAAAUGCAAGGUGCGACAUAGCCCUGAAUUUCACGACUGCACUUUGAUAAAAGAGCAUACUGAAGAAAAUGAGGAUGCUUUGGUGGUGCAUCUGUCCGAAGAUGACCAGGGCUUAGCAGCUGGUCAGUUUGCAGCGUUCUAUAGUGAACAUUCAUGCCUGGGAUCAGGCAUCAUUUUGGAUUCAUGGGACAAGAUGAGCUUCCCUGUCUGCUCAAGGGCACUCGAAAUUGCUAAAUUGGAGGACAAAUCGAGCUUAGGGAAGCCAGUAAGAAUCCUGAACUUGGAACAUGUCGUGAAGCCAGAAAAACAGGAGGAAAUCAAAGUUGCCUGACAAAUUGGUGCCGUAUAAUUCAACCCCGCCCUCUUAGGUGUCACUGUCCUUUCAUGGACAAGGUGGGCACUUCACUCGAUUUCUUACAAGAAAUCUACUGGUUAUAGAUGAGUAGCUUUUGAGUAGUGUUAGAAUUUAGAAUUUAUAGAUGUACAAAUUAUUUCGCUUUUCUAAAGAAAUUCUUGAUUUUUUUGUUAUAAUUGUAUUUUCUAGAUGUGAUUAUUUGAGUAAGUUGGUAUCGAUAUGUGGUUACUACGCGAAGAAUAGUGUAUAUUUAGGUGUAUAACAAAAACUAUAUAUAUAAGUUUUAACGAUAUA
Molecule: messenger RNA, 1866 nt
Organism: Sorghum bicolor (sorghum)
Lineage: Eukaryota; Viridiplantae; Streptophyta; Magnoliopsida; Poales; Poaceae
Product: tRNA-specific 2-thiouridylase MnmA
Exons: 10
Coding region: 79-1548 (489 amino acids)
Biological process (GO): tRNA processing
Molecular function (GO): sulfurtransferase activity
Source: RefSeq, a predicted model, not a curated record